GCUCAACAUACAGCUCAUCGCCGAUCCUGGACAGAGAAUGGACGGCUUUGGCCAGUACUGGACGAACAACAGAAGAAGACUUCUGCUGCUCUUCUUGAGGAUUGAGCAUUAGUGGAGGCAGCAUAAGAAGCAGCAGUUUACACAGAGAAGAAGAAGAAGGAUUUGUACCUCUGGACGUUUAACUGGAAGAGGUGGAUCUUUCUUCAUAUUUGCUAUGAAGCAACUACAUUGUCAUGGAAAGGGAUUGGAUUAUUCAGAAAGGCGAAAGCAGCCAUAACAGGUGUCUUUCUAGCAAAAACUGGACCAAAGAGUGAUAUCUUCUACACAAAGGUAUUUUUCCUCUUGUCAUGCUGGUUGUAAAGCGACGAAUUAUAUUGUUUGCAUAGAGUCCGUCCUUGUGUAUCCAGUUUCACUGUGGUGUUGACACGCGUUUCUGCGACUUCUGGAUUUAGAAGACUUCGAGGUUCUGUUACUAGAUGUCUCAGUCACCUAAUCCAGCAGACUCCCAGGCCCUGCUGCAGUCCAUGCUGCAGAAACUGAAGCUGCAGUCGGAAAGAGAGGGCCAGGGGCACCGGCACACUCUUGGACCAGAAAACAGCAGCCCAGGUACUAAUGGCAUCCCUUCAAAUAAGGCCAGGAGCCCUGCUGCAGACAGCAACUUUAGCUUCAAAUUUAGUCAUCUACAGCAGCCCGGUCAUGGAGGUGGGGUGGACAGGGGUUUUAAUUCCUUCCCCUCCCAGAAAGACAACAGUGUUGGUGACACUGGUGAUAGCAGGGUUAUGGGACAGGCGACACAACCUGCGAUCGCCCCAACAGUAACAGGGCAGCUGUUUCCUACCACAUCACUUAAAGAUGCUUCCUUUGAGAGGACUAAUAGUGAGAAGUGGAGUUUUGGCAAUUCUGCAAUGAAAAGAAGCAUGCCUCCUAACACAGAUGCUGCCCAAAGCAUGGGAGUGAAUGAGAACCAGGAGCACCUAAAGUCUAAACCUAAAGUCUACCUGUGGGCCGUGAAAAACACAGACCCUUUCGCAGGAGGUCAAGACAAUAAAGCGUUAAUUGUAGGAAAUGGAGGAUUUGGAGCGAUGGCAGAAAACAAAGAUACGCAGGUUGCCUCAGACAGUCAAAUAACAACAAACAGUAGCGUGAGGAGGAAACAGAGAUCAUCUGAGAAUAAAACCAGAAGGUGGACGCAGAGGCUCAAGGAGCGAUGGAAGGACAGACAAGGAAAAAAGGGAAAAGAAGAAGAAGGAAGCAUAGGAGACCAGAAGAGUGGGGAGGAACCUGAGAUUUCACACCCAAACCAGGUUACAGAAAGCCUCAUCAAUGCGUCAAAUAAGGACGAAAGGACCCUCCGUUCACUGGACACCAGUGGAGCCAAUAAAAUGCUUCCUGCACGCACAGACGACGCCACUAACGACAGCCACAUCAGACCUGCCAGUGACUUUGAAUUGGGCCUCGGGUCAUUCAGCCUGCUGGAAGAGAUCACUAAGGGCCAAGAGUGGGCUAAGUUCCUCAGUCCCAGCCUUUCAUCCUCAUCAGCAAAUCAGAGACCAUUAGAGGACCCAAUGGGCCAACCCCCAAACCAACUAAAUCCUCACAGUAGCACUCCGUCAAAUGGGAUUUUGAACCAACUUGGCAGUGGGGACAACCAGUGGAGCUUCCGGAGCACAGAGUCAUCACGGGCCACAGAUUUCAGCAUGGCGCAAACAUUGCCUAAUGCUUUCCCAGCUGCAAGUACGGACAUUUCAGGUGGAAAACUACAUCAGACUGACCCUUCAGAAGCAAUGGAAGAUGGUCACAACUACCCACAUAUGCAGUCUGGAGCGAGCAGACUGGAACAGCAAAUAAGACCUCCAUCAUUUGUAGUGUCUACAAAAAAUCCGCUUAACAAGGCGUUGAAGAGCCGAGUCACCCUCAACAGAAAGAGACAGCAUCAGUCAGCUGACAGGAGAGACGACAGGCUUCAAGCCGACAAAAUAAGUGAUGGAGAGCAGACAGACAGAGAAGGGGACAUGUCUUCACUGAAUCCUACGAGCAGCCAGAUGAUGGUUGACACAGGAGAGUCAGAGCACGAGAACGUAAUACCCUUAUACACCCUAAACUCUCAUUCAGCCUCUCUCUCCCCAACUGCUUUUAAUCCUUUGGCUCGAGCGCCCCAUGGUGUCCUCAAAUACCCCGUAUCCCCGGAGUCGGAGUCCUCAAUGGAGACAGUGAAUAAAAGGAGGAGAGUGGAGGAGAACCGCCGGGUUCGUUUUGCGGAGGAAGUGGUGGCCAUAGAACCUCCAGACAUGGAUCUGGACACUUCAGACUUGGAGGAUGACUCAGCAGCUACAGAUGAGGACUCGGUGACAGAGCAGGAGUGUGAAGUGCAUCCGGUAGCGGCAGGGGAGGAGGCACCGGCCCGGCGGACAGCCCUCCCUGCGUGGAUACUGGCUCUGAAGAGGAAGAACACAAACAAGAAACGCAGAUAGUGACUGUAAAAAAGUCUGCGUGCUGGGUUCAUUCUCACGGACUUUGCGUUCUAUAAAUUAAACAAAUAAACUUAAGGGGAUACAGUUUGUCUCAAGAGCAGGUUGCUCUGCUUUGAAAACGUUUUUUUUUAAUGUGACAGUAUUUCAAAAAGUCAUAUCUGACCAGUAGCCCUGGCGUGGAUACAUAAUCACUUUUUCCCUCAUUUAUUUUCUGAAAUGUUUUGAUUUUAAGAUGCAAUAAGGGAAAUAAAUACUAUAUUGGGAUAUACAUAU
This is a messenger RNA of Pundamilia nyererei, 2744 nucleotides long. RefSeq lists its product as uncharacterized. NCBI's taxonomy places the organism in Eukaryota, Metazoa, Chordata, Actinopteri, Cichliformes, Cichlidae. The record is from RefSeq and is a predicted model, not a curated record. The transcript is spliced from 7 exons. Bases 477 to 2471 code for a protein of 664 amino acids.